UCUUUUUCGUGGGAUCUGUGAACCCUGAGUAGCUCUCAAAAUCAACUCUUGAUGUUAUUUUCUUUGGUUGAAGAUUCUUGAAACACUAAAAUAAAUCUGGUUUAGUUAGAGGUGAGUAGUAGUAUAAAUGGACAUAAGCAACGAGGCGAGUGUGGAGCAAUUUUCAAUCGGACCAUCAACGUUCCUCGGGCGCACAAUCGCCUUCCGCAUCCUCUUCUGCAAGUCCCUCUCCCUCCUCCGCCACCAAAUCCUUGUAUCCCUCUCCCUCCACUUGUCCAAACUCAAAAACAGCCUAAAAUCCCACCUCGCAUGGCUCCACCCAAGAAACCCCCAAGGCAUCCUCGUCAUCGUCACCGCCAUGGCAUUCCUCCUCAAACGCUUCACCAACGUGAGGGCCAAAGCCGAGAUGGCAUACAAGCGCAAGUUCUGGAGCAACAUGACCCGCUCCGCCCUCACCUACGACGAGUGGGCCCACGCCGCCAAGAUGCUCGAGCGCGACAACCCCCGCCCCCACGACGCCGACCUCUACGACGAGGAGCUCGUCCUCAGCAAGCUCCACGAGCUGCGGCACCGCCGCCGCGACUGCUCCAUCCGCGACAUCAUGUUCUACAUGAGGGCCGACCUCAUCCGCAACCUCGGCAACAUGUGCAACCCCGACCUCCACAAGGGCCGCCUCCACGUCCCCCGCAUCAUCCACGACUACAUCGACGAGGUCACCACCCAGCUCAGAAUGGUCUGCGACUCCGACUCCGAGGACCUCCUCCUCGACGAGAAGCUCGCCUUCAUGCACGAGACCCGCCACGCCUUCGGCCGCACCGCCCUCCUCCUCAGCGGCGGCGCCUCCCUCGGCGCCUUCCACGUUGGAGUCGUCAAGACUCUGGUGGAGCACAAGCUGCUCCCCAGAAUCAUCGCCGGCUCCAGCGUGGGGUCCGCCAUGUGCUCUGUGCUGGCCACCAGGUCGUGGCCAGAACUGCAGAGCUUCUUCGAGGACUCGUGGCACUCGAUCCAGUUCUUCGACCAGAUCGGAGGGAUCUUCACCGUCUUCAAGCGGAUCAUGACGCACGGCGCGGUUCACGAUAUCAGGCAGCUGCAGAUGAUGCUGAGGCACCUCACCAACAACCUCACCUUUCAGGAGGCCUACGACAUGACGGGGAGGAUCCUCGGGAUCACCGUGUGCUCGCCCAGGCGCCACGAGCCGCCUCGGUGCCUCAACUACCUCACUUCGCCUCACGUGGUCAUAUGGAGCGCGGUGACCGCGUCCUGUGCGUUUCCGGGGCUGUUUGAGGCGCAGGAGCUCAUGGCCAAGGACAGGGGCGGGAAUAUAGUGCCGUACCACCCGCCGUUUCACUUGGAUCCGGAUAAGGGGGUUGCGCCGCGGCGGUGGAGGGAUGGGAGCUUGGAGAUUGACCUUCCGAUCAAGCAGUUGAAGGAGCUUUUUAAUGUGAACCAUUAUAUUGUGAGCCAGGCCAAUCCGCACAUUGCGCCUUUGCUCAGGUUGAAGGAGAUGGUCAGGGGCUUUGGUGGCAGCUUCGGUGCUAAGAUUGCUCAGCUGGCUGAGAUGGAGGUGAAGCAUAGAUGUAACCAGAUAUUGGAGCUUGGAUUUCCUCUUGGAGGAGUGGCAAAGCUCUUUGCUCAGGAUUGGGAGGGUGAUAUCACUGUUGUCAUGCCUGCUACUCUGGCUCAGAUAUCAAAGGUGAUACAGAAUCCCUCAUAUGUGGAGCUUCAGAAGUCAGCAAACCAGGGGAGGAGAUGCACUUGGGAGAAGCUCUCAGCCAUGCGGGCCAACUGCGGGAUCGAGCUCGCCCUCGACGAGUGCGUCGCGGUGCUCAACCACAUGCGCCGCCUCAAGAGGAGCGCGGAGAGAGCGGCCGCAGCUGUCGCCUCUCCGCGCCUAGCCAGGUUCAGUGCCUCCAAGAGGAUCCCCUCAUGGAAUGUGAUUGCCAGAGAGAACUCAACAGGGUCGCUGGAGGAAGACCUCAUGGCGGACCACGCAACCAGAAACUGGCACACGCUCCGCUGCAGCCACGACGGCAGCGACAGCGAGUCCGAUAGCUCAGACCUCGUCCAGUCGUGGACGAGGUCUGGCGGCCCCCUCAUGAGGACGACCUCCGCGGACAAGUUCGUGGAUUACGUGCAGAGUUUGGAGGUGAAUUCAAGAACCAACCCGACUUCGGAUGAUGAGAGAGUUCCCCCCAGCGCCAGCGCCAUUGUGGUGGCGGAGGGGGAUCUUCUGCAGCCGGAGAGGGUCGACAAUGGAAGCAUCGUGUUCAACGUCGUGAAGAGGUCGGCGGUGACGUUGUCGCCUCCGACACGGAGUUUGGAUUCCGAGCACAAUAGCGCUUCUCCUCAAGAGUCGCCGGUUGCUGAGUUGUUGCAACAUGAUGAGAUGGAUGAAGGUAGUUCAAUCUCCGGCGACGACGACUGCAUUGACGGAGAAAAUGUACUCUGACCGGCCUCCGGGCUCCGCUUGAUCGGCAUGCGAGAGAUGGUUGAGGACUAGAAGAUAAUUUGUCACAAAUUAAAUGAAUUUGAUUUGGAUA
Messenger RNA from Salvia hispanica, 2540 nucleotides. Its product is annotated as triacylglycerol lipase SDP1-like. Lineage: Eukaryota; Viridiplantae; Streptophyta; Magnoliopsida; Lamiales; Lamiaceae. Gene Ontology annotation, molecular function: triacylglycerol lipase activity. Gene Ontology annotation, biological process: lipid metabolic process. The record is from RefSeq and is a predicted model, not a curated record.